Messenger RNA from Achroia grisella, 1927 nucleotides. Its product is annotated as arrestin domain-containing protein 17-like. Gene Ontology annotation, cellular component: cytoplasm. The transcript has 8 exons. The record is from RefSeq and is a predicted model, not a curated record. Lineage: Eukaryota; Metazoa; Arthropoda; Insecta; Lepidoptera; Pyralidae. Gene Ontology annotation, biological process: protein transport. The coding region runs from base 38 to 1762 and encodes 574 amino acids.
UAAUAUAUUCCAUCUGCCAGAAUAAAAUUAGUGGAAAAUGACUUUAAAUGGUGCUGAAAUAGUUCUAGACAGUCCAAACAAUGCGUAUUAUUCAGGCCAAACGAUUCACGGCCGACUGAUAUAUGAGCGGGACAAACAAAAAACUUUUCGAGGUAUUUACAUAAGAAUGCGUGGGUAUUGUGACGUCCACUGGAGCACUGACCAUACACGCAGGGUCAACGACCGUACCGAGCAUUACACAGUCGACCACAACUCGUACGAAGAAUAUAUCGACCACAAGGUGUUCCUUGCUGGCGGCAACAGUGGUGACCAUCAUCUCGGACCUGGCAAACAUGAGUUCCCAUUCAGCAUUCAUAUCCCUCCCUCAUGCCCGUCGAAUUUUGAGGGGAGCUACGGACACGUGCGUUACGAGCUGAAGGUGGUUGUCGACCGAGCGUUUAAACUCGACCAGGAAAUAUCUGCACCCAUCAGGAUAAUGGCACCACUCGACUUGAACAGAGAGCAAUACGCUAAAGAUCCCAUUCAGCUGCAACUCAACGACUCGUACUGCUGCUGGUGUAUAAAUUCAGGAUCCUCGGAGACACUGCUGAAGUUGCCCCUCACGGGGUACUGUCCAGGUCAAGUCAUGCCCAUCGAGUUGAGUUGCUCGAAUAAGAGCAAUAUAGAAAUAGAAAAAAUUAAAAUAGCCAUCAAAAAGGAGGUAACGUACCGAGCAGUCAACAAUCCCGACUCGAAGAGCGAACGCGACAAAGUGGUAGAGGUGAAGAAAGGUCCCGUGCCCGCCAACAGUUCCCGAAGCUGGUCCGUCGAGCUGUCCGUCCCCGCAAUAGAUAUAUACAACCUUAACACGUGCUCCCAUAUAGAUAUAGAGUACGAACUCAAAGUAACUGUAUCCCCAGAAGGUUGUCACGACGAUACUGAAGACUCUUGCCUGCUCAUCUUAGGCACAGUUCCUCUGGUCGGUUACCAAGAUAACGUACAGAAUCCCAUGCAAGACCAGAUGCCGCAACAACCCAUAAUUACAACACAAGUUCAGAACUACCCAGGGAACAACACGGCGUACCCAACACCAAUUAUUAACCAGCCUUUACCAACAGUUUCCCCGUAUCCGGGCGCAGCACCUUAUCCUGGCGCAAAUCCCCCUUACCCGGGCGCAGCACCUUAUCCUGGCGCAAAUCCCCCAUACCCUGGCGCCAAUCCUCCAUAUCCCGGCCAAAACUCUCAAUACCCCAACCAAAACUCACCUUACCCCGGUCCGAACUCGCCAUAUCCUGGCACAAACUCAUCAUCCCCUGGUCAAACCUCGCCAUACCCUCCUCAAAGGUCGCCUUAUCCUGGCAGAAAUUCGCCAUACCCCGGUCCAAAUUCUCCGCAUCCUGGCAACUCUCCUUACCCUCCAGCAAAUCAACCAUACCCUUCUAAUAAUUCAUCCUAUCCAGGACAAAAACCGCCAUAUCCGGUUGGGAUUAGCCCUUAUCCGGGUUCCACAUCACCAUACCCUAACCCUCCGGUUUCAACCACACGGGUACAGUCUGGCACUAUAGGUUUCCCAGUUGGAACUCAAGAUGAGGUCACGAUUCCACUACUGCCACAUGGAGCUAGAGUACCUUUACCUCGGAGCGCCAGCCCUGCUCCCAGUGCGCCACCCGCCGCAAAACCGGAUGAUAACGAUAAUGGCGACAUCGAAUCGAACCCUCCUUACAAUCCUGAGUUCAUGAAGGCUAACGAAAACAAGAAGAAAGAAGACGAAAAGACAAGUUAAAAUGUGUAUGUAACGCUUAUGAUCUCUUAAUUUUAAUGUUCUUUUGAACUGCAGUUCUACUUUUGAGUUUAAACUACUAACUAACUACUUUGGAUUUUAAUACAAACCAUUUUUGAACGGUUCAUUUGAAACAGAAUCAAGACUAAACCAAAUAUCAAUAAAAUG